Molecule: messenger RNA, 3296 nt
Organism: Paramisgurnus dabryanus
Lineage: Eukaryota; Metazoa; Chordata; Actinopteri; Cypriniformes; Cobitidae
Product: hydroxycarboxylic acid receptor 2-like
Biological process (GO): G protein-coupled receptor signaling pathway
Cellular component (GO): plasma membrane
Molecular function (GO): G protein-coupled receptor activity
Source: RefSeq, a predicted model, not a curated record
AACAAAGGCAAACUCUAACAAGACAGGGCACAGCAUGGCACGAAACAAACAGAAAGAAAUAAACUAAAAAAAUAUCCUAAGGAAAGCAAGAAAAGAAAAGGAAAGGAAGAAAAGUGAGUUGCUGUAAGUGUGAGCAUUUUUGGGAUGUCUCAGAACUGGCAAAGACUUCACUUUCUGUGAUGUCAAUCUGACUAAAAGGGGAAGUGUGCUGUGAGGCAAAAACUGGGCUGUUGCUGUCCUCAGACCAGAAUUCUGCAUUUGGCCUGAGGCAAUUAUCUUCACACUCUGCCUGCAUCUCUGUUUUCUUCUUGAAUCAGCAAACCACUCCGGAGUCAACUUGGAAACGACAAUGACAUCCAACAUCACUGCACAUCACUGCAAUGUGUCAACUCAACAUUUGGUUACAAACAUUCUUCCCCCCGUGCUGAUCAUCGAGUUGUUACUUGGUCUGCCUGGCAAUGUCAUGGCAUUGUGGAUUUUUUGCAAAAAUAUGCAGUCUUGGAGGGCUAACGUCACAUUCCUGUUCAACCUUAUUUUGUCUGACUUUCUGCUCCUCUUGAGCCUACCCUUCCGCAUUGACAACUUCAUUCGUGGUGAAAUGUGGGUAUUCGGCGACGCAUGGUGUCGGAUAAAUCUAUUCAUGCUGGCUGUCAACCGAUCAGCCAGCAUUGCCUUCAUGACUGCCGUGGCUUUCGACCGCUACUUUAAAGUGGUCCAUCCACAUCACGUAAUUAAUCACAUGAGCUCAAAACAAGCAGCCUGUGUUGCCUGCUUCAUCUGGGGAGUUGUGAUAGCCCUGAGGACCCCUUUACUGGCCAACAACCUUCUAAUCACAGAGAAGAACAACUCUUUUUGCAGAAGUUUCAGUAAUUAUGAGAAUCCUUCACUGGGUAUCCGUCUGCAUUAUGCUGUGUUUAGCUUGGAGUUUUUCGUGCCUCUGAUACUCCUGAUCUUUUGCUCCCUGCGUAUCGCCUGCAUCCUGUGUUCUCGGCAGAUGAACAAAGACAAGAGGGGACAAAGAGCAAUUCGGACCGUCCUGGUUAUCGUUGGGGUUUUCAUCUUUUGUUUCUUUCCCAGCAUUGCCACAGGGUUGACUGCCCUUCAUUUAAAAGCACUUGGAAAUGAUUACUGCAACUCUUACAAUCUGACCUCUCAGUUGUUUUCUAUGUCCAUAGCAUUCACCUAUCUGAACAGCACACUGGAUCCGGUCAUCUAUUGCUUCUCCAGUUCUAUAUUUCGCAAUUCUUUGAAAAGAACUGUAAACCGGACUGGCUUCUUACAGUUACAGCUCAGCAGACGGGGCAGCAUGCAAAGUGGCAACGACUAAGAGAUAGACUUGGAUUGGACAGGAGAGAUGUUGAAUAAGGAUUGAAUGCAGUGUAAUAUGCAUCGCUUUAUUUUUUUGGGCUAUUUUGACUGGUGCAACAUACAGUAGCUACACUGAUUCAAUCAAUGUUGUACAGUAAGUGUGGGGUGGUUCUACUUGUUCGGACCAAUCAACAUGAAACCUGUAUGAAUUAUGUUUGCAAUUUAAUUUGGUGAUGCUAGUGGUGGGCCCACACAUAUUCUUUUGUAUUCUAAAGCAUUUACUACAGAUUUUUUUGUAUAACACACAGUUAAUGAAUACAAUAAAAGCUUAAUAAAUAAAGUUAUUUCAUAUUAGAACUAGCAUGAUGUUGUUUAGAAAACAUACCAAGAUUUCUAUUUCAUUACAAUACCUUGGGGCGGCACAGUGACUCAGGCCUGGAACACUCUGGACGAUUUUCGAAUGUUAACCAAUGGGCGACCACAGAUGUUAAGAACAGUAAUUUUUAAUAACAUAAUCCUCAGAAUGCACACAAUGGAUGUUUCGACCAGACUGUGAGAACCCACACCUGAUGAUGGUAGUAAAAGUGAUGCGAGAAAAAAGAAAUCAAACAUAACUUAAAGGGGUCAUAGUGUGAAAAUCAGACUUUUCAUGUUUAAGUGAUAUAAUCGGGUCCCCAGUGCUUCUGUCAACUUAGAAAACAUGUAAAAGAUCAACCCAGUAUUUUGAUUAAGCCAUUUUCUGCAAAAAAAUUGGGUCGUUCAGAUUUUGCCUGUUUUGUGAGGCAGGUAGCAAGGCAAAUUACAAUAAUACCACCCCUUAAUCCAACCACAGCACUGCCGUUUAGUGCAGAGAGAAGUGAGAGAGAGAAAAUAAUUGACAGCACAAUUGAGUUUCAAUUACAACAAACUACCAUCAUUGUGAUCAGUGUUGGCACUUCAUCCACUCAUUUGCAUUUUAAAGGACACACCCAAAAAUGGCACACUUUUGCUCAGGCCUACAAAGUGUCAAUUUUAACAUGCUAUAAUAAAUUAUCUGUGGGGUAUUUUGAGCUAAAACUUCACUUAUGCACUCUGGGGACACCAAAUAUUUAUUUUACAUCUUAAAAAAUCUCAUAAUAUGACCCCUUUAAGAAAAACUGAUGUUGUGAGAGUUCUUGCUUGACACAAAAGCACUUGUACCAUUGCCAUAGAUGUACAAGUCUCAUAUUCUUUCUCAAUACUCUUUCAUGUCAUGUUUGUGGGCGUCUUGUUUCAGCUAUAAAAGCAUGCAACAUUCAGUUACAGCUUAUACUAUCAUCGGGAGCAGCAAAACAAGAGUGUUUUUUGGACAAAAACAUAUUGGGCCACACCGCUCUUUGAAUCGUUGACGGUGCAAAUUGGACUUAAAAUCUUCACAUGUGUGGCAGCCUGUUGUCUCACAGCAAGAAUGAUUUGGGUUUAAGCCUUGGCUCCUUGGUUUCCUCCCACAGCCCAAAGACAUGCAGGUUAGGUAAAUUGGAGAUGACAAAUGUAUAGAUGUGUAAAGAGUAGCAACUAGUUCUUUCGGUGAGUGUAGCCAAUGCUGGAAUAGCAUUCACCCAAAAAUGAAAACUCUGCCACCAGUUACUCAGCCUCAAGUUGUUCCAAAUCUUUAUAACUGUCCAUGGUAUUGUUUUGAAAAUAUCUUCAUUUGUGUUCAGCACAACAAAGAUACAAGUUUGGAAAAACUCGAGGAUCACUAUCACCUCAACAGUCAAUGCAUUCUGCAUAAAAAUUCAAUAAUUCUCAGUGUUGAAGUGUAACAAUAAAGCUAAUUUUCUUUUUUUAUAGUUAAGUCUUUUGUGGUAUAGAAAAAAAGAGGACAAAGCCUUAUAGCCUUUUAAUUAUCAAUUAGAAAUGUAAUUUAUCUUUGAAGUUUUCUUGUUGUUUAACUGUGACAUCUUGUUGUUGUUUAUGCACAACUACAUAAUUAUGUGUUACUAGUAAAAUAAACCACAAGUGAUUAUCAU